AUGCCUAAAUUAAUACCCGUUUAUGAUAAUGAAAAAUCGUUAAAAGAGCAAAAUGAAGAAGAGUUAAAAAAGCAUCGUAAAUGGGAUAAUAUUCAUUCGUUAACAAAAGAAAAAAAAAAUAGUAAACAUGAAAAUGAAGAAGAAUAUGAUUCGGAUAAUAAAUAUCAUCUGAAGAAAAAUAAAAACAUUCUGAAGAAUGAAAAAGGCUUUUACUUAAAAAAAAGGAAAACGUCAACUGAGAGUGAAGAUGACGAUGUUACCAAAAAUAUCCAAAAAAAAAGAAAAGAAAAAAAAGAAGACAUUAAUAUAUCUUAUAAAUCCAAAACUAAUAAAUCGUCCAGUAGUUCAAGUUAUUCAUAUAAACAUAAAAAUAAAAAAAAUGAAAAAAAUAAAAAGAGGAAAAGUUAUCCCUCCAUAAGUCAUUCUCCCUUAUCAAGUAUUCCAUCCUUAUAUACAUAUUCUAAUAGCAAUAGUGAAUCUAAAUAUUAUAGUGAUGAUGAAAAGAAGGAUGAAAAACAAAAAAAGGAAAAAGAUAAAACAGAACAUAGGAAGCACCAUAAUGAUAAGAAAAAAAAGAAAAACAAAAAAAUCGAAAAUGCUCACAACUUAUCCGAUGAAGAUGAUAAUAAGAAUGAUAAAGAACAAACUAGUAAUUAUGAAUCAUUGAGUGAUGAUAAUGUUAGUGAUCAAGGAAAAAAUAAAGAAAAACAUGAUAAAAAAAAUAUUCAUACUGAAAUCCAAUCAUGUUCUGACACCAGUAAAAAAGAUACACAUUAUAGAAAAUAUGGUUCAAACGAAAAUCUCCAUGUUAAUAGUGAUGAAGAAAAUGACUCGUAUUACCAUAAAGACUAUCAUGGAGAAAAGAGAAAAAAAUCAAAAAAUGAUGAAGACAAUAAAAGAAGCAGGAAAAAACAUAAAUCUCAUAGAGAAAAUUACAAAUAUAUAAGUAAGAGGAAAUAUAGUCGUGAUAAUCAUGUUAGUAGUAGCAUGGAAAGUGAUGAUUAUGAUAAAUAUGAUGAAGAAAAAUAUAAAAAUAAAAGAAGAGAAAAAUAUAAAACUUAUAGAAAAGAUACAAAUUAUAAAAGAAGACAUUAUUCAUCUGAUGUAUCUCUUAAUGAUGAGGAUUUAAAAUAUAAGGAUAGAAAAUAUCAUAGAAAAUAUCAUCAUUCAAAAGAAAAUAAUAAUUAUGGAAGAUAUGAUUAUAAAAAAAAUGAUUUUCACAAAAAUUAUAAGGAUACAUAUGAUUAUUCAAGAAGAAGACGUGAUUUUCAUAAUAGAAGGACACAAUUACGAGAUAAUUAUUAUUAUGAAAAAGUAGACGAUAUAAAAAAAGAAAAUGAUUCUGUUAAUAAUGAGCAAAAUAAUUCAAGCGGAAAUACAAAGCAAAUUGAUAAUAUACAAAAAGAUAAUAAUGUGGAAGAAAAUGAUGUUAUACAUAGUGAUAAUAGUGAAAAGGAAAAAUUAAAAAAAAGAAAUGAAAUAAAUAAAAAGUUGCAAGAAAAACUGCAAGAGGAAAAAAUGAUGCAAUCUUUGGGUUUACCUCUAGGUUUUAUAUAA
This is a messenger RNA of Plasmodium falciparum 3D7, 1557 nucleotides long. RefSeq lists its product as uncharacterized. NCBI's taxonomy places the organism in Eukaryota, Apicomplexa, Aconoidasida, Haemosporida, Plasmodiidae. The record is from RefSeq and is a predicted model, not a curated record.